CGGGAACCGUUUAGUACCAUAUUAACGCUCAUUCAGCCCGGAAUACGAAGUACCGCAAAAAUGUGCACAAUUUGGUGCAACUAAGGCAACUUUGCGCAAAAUAAGAAGUUGCUGCGAGUGACCGAAAUUCGGACUUGAAUAAAUUUUCUCCCAAUUUGUCGAGAAAGGUCAUCCUUUCAGACCGUGCGAAUUGAGUUAGUUGGAACAGCGGUGCCACCAUGAGGUGGAGUGGAUAUUUUCUGAUUUUGUUCAGUGUCGGGGGUGCGAUUGGGGUGUCCUCUCGCUUACCCCGCACGAGCGCCGCCCAGCUAGCCGCCAGUGCCAGUGCUCAGAACAAAACGGUUCAACAGUUGAGGAGUACCACCUCCUCCAUCAACAGAACAAGCACCAAAGCGCCUAAACCCAGGGGAACUUUGAAGUCGUUGCCCGUCGAAGAACAAACCGUUGAAACCAGGGAACAGCAACUGUUCGGAGUCUUCGAGUCCAUCAUCUCGACCCUCGAAUCGAAGCUGCAACGAAUCGAGAACCUGGACAAGGCGGUCGAGCAACUUAUGCGAAGAGUUGAGGGUCUGGACUCGCGCGUCAACAAUAACAUCGACAAAACCGAGUCAGUGAUCAGCAAGUUGCGCAACAUUGACUCUAAGCUCUUUCAGAGCCUCAAUCGGGGCCCCUUCGACUCAACUGAAGUCGAAUCGGCGGUCCUGGCCAAAAAGCUGGCCUCGUUGGACCAAAAAGUCAGCGACAUCGACUCGAAGUUGAACGUUCUGAAGAACCAGCUGGACAGCAACUAUCUGCAGAAUGAGGACAUCAAUGUGGAGGCGAGCGAAAAGCGGUCGAUUAGUAUGACCGUGCCGGAGAUCUCAAAGGCCCUGAAUACCGAGGUGCUGAACCACGUGACAAAAGAGCUGGGUCAGCUACGGGACGCCACUAACUCGAUCGACAAAAAGCUGCAGUACCACAUUAGCUAUGCAACGGAGAACCUGGACAAAGUGAUUUCCAUGGUAGCCGAGGUGCAUCGGGCGAUCGUGGACGACACGAAGCAACAGAACGGAACCUCCAAUGGCAGUACCACCACCAGCAAGCCGGAGGUCGGUCGCACCAGCAAGCUGGAAAACUUGGUGCAGCAGAUGAAACCUAUCAUGUCGGUGUCAGAGAAGAUGGACGAGGUGUGGAACGUGGUGGUAGGCACAAAAAGUUCGGUGGACGACCUUUUGCCCAAGUCGGACGAGCUGCUGACCCAAACGCAGCGCCAGGAACGCGCCAUCGGGGAGAUCCACAACGACUUGCGGUCCAAAACAAACAAAAUCAUUGCUAACUUGGACAAAGUGGAAAUGCGCCUGAAGAAGCAGGAAGACGACGUGGCUAAUCUGGCUCAACGACCAGUACCUGCUGACAUUCUCCUAUCGGAACCCAGUUUGGAUAUUCCUGACUACGACGCCACUGGCUUUGAAGAGGGAUUCACCGAUACGACACUGCCCGUCACUUAUGCAACCCAGCCGACCCCGUCAACCAACCAAUCGACGUUCGUUAUUCAAAAUGGUAACUAUAGCAACGUGGCAAGCAACGGCAAUGUUUCCGCCACCACGGAAAAACGUCCGGAUAAGCGAAAAGGUGGCGUCAUCUUUCCCAGUGUGAAGAACAAGCCAGUGUUGAACAACUCCACAUUUAUUACGUCUGAUGUGGUAACCAGCGUCCGCGAUAUAAGGGGUUAUUCAUGUGCCGAUCUGUACACGGCUGGAAUGCGGAAUUCCGGAGUGUAUUAUCUGCAAAUCAGAGGUACCACCUUCUGGUUCCUGAAAGUGUUCUGCGAACAGGAAAUUGCCGAUGGAGGAUGGACGGUGAUUCAACGAAGGAACGAUUUUGGGAUUCCGAGGGAAAAUUUCAACAGAGACUGGAACGACUACAAGAACGGGUUCGGAGAUCCAGCCAAAGAGUUCUGGCUGGGCAAUGAAAACAUCUACAUGCUCACCAACAAUGAGGAAUAUUCACUGCGCGUGGAGUUGGAGGACUUCGAGGGCAACAAAAGAUACGCUCAGUAUUCGCACUUUAAAAUAUUCUCGGAGGCCGACUACUACAAGCUGGAAAUUGAUGGCUAUGAGGGAAAUGCCGGUGACUCGUUGAACGAUCCUUGGUAUGGCAGCAACAAUAGCCCGUUUUCCACAUACAACAGGGACAAUGACCGAUCCAGCUUGAAUUGUGCUUCAAUGCUAAAAGGGGGAUGGUGGUGGAAAUCGUGUGGCAGAGGGCUAAACGGUCUGUACCUGAAUGAUCCACAAGAUUUAACAGCUAGACAAGGCAUCGUCUGGUUCCGGUGGAGAGGCUGGGACUACACGCUCAAAAAGUCCGUCAUGAUGAUAAAACCGAAAAACUAUUUGAAUGGAAGUUAAGCGACUGACCAUGUCGUCCACAUCAAUCAUCCUGUACAAAUUGUAUAUGUCUCAACGAAUCAAUGCCAAUUUAUAAUCACAUAAGCCAUAAAGCGGGGCCAAAUUACGAAAUUUCAUCGGUUAUCAAAGGAUUGGCCACCCUGUAGAUACUUCGGCCCGAUCUAUGCACUGACGUCUAGAUAUAACAUGUAUAUAACGACGGAAAGAAAAUGCAGAAAAAGUAAUGUAGGUCACUAUGUAAAUGAACUGACGGUACCAGUUUCGAACUCUUAAUGAAUGCACACACUCUUAUGUAAGAUAAUUAGUGCGUUAUGUAAACCGGCGGCCCUUUGAAUUGGCAGGAUAUACACAAUCACUAUUUAAAGGUUCACUUAUCAGUUACGGUUUCCCAUAUUCAUCCCAGUUAAUCAGUAUUACUAUAUAUGUACAUAUAACGUUUUAAGUUAGAUUAAUGAUCAUAAUAUUUAUGCACUUGUUCUAAUCAGUGUUGUCGAUUGGCUUUUUGAUUAUUUAAUACUGCGACUUACGGGUGCUCCAUUUGGCACUAUUACCAAAAUUACCAGAAAUUUCCUUGAUUCUGAUAUACGAGGUCCGUGAAAAAAUACUGAUUAUAUAAAUCUGUGCUCACAACACUGAUACUGUCCAUGAAUCAAGAGGAUCCAAGAGAAUAAAGGGACAUUUUCGUACAUACA
Messenger RNA from Dendroctonus ponderosae (mountain pine beetle), 3079 nucleotides. Its product is annotated as angiopoietin-2. Bases 219 to 2387 code for a protein of 722 amino acids. The record is from RefSeq and is a predicted model, not a curated record. The transcript is spliced from 10 exons. NCBI's taxonomy places the organism in Eukaryota, Metazoa, Arthropoda, Insecta, Coleoptera, Curculionidae.